CUGAGCUUUAAGCUUUUCGAUAACGAGCUGUAUAUCUUUAGAAACGAGAAGACUGGAGUUCUUUUGAUCCUCUACAUCGAUAACAUGCUGAUAGCUAGCCUCAUACUCUCAGAUAUCAACGAAGUUGCUGCUGCUAUUAGCAAGCGAUUUAAUCUCAAGCAUUUAGGAAACCCAGAGAAGUUCUUGAGCUUUAACAUC
Cryphonectria parasitica EP155 is the source of this 198-nucleotide messenger RNA. RefSeq lists its product as uncharacterized. The annotation marks the transcript as partial. The transcript has a single exon. The record is from RefSeq and is a predicted model, not a curated record. NCBI's taxonomy places the organism in Eukaryota, Fungi, Ascomycota, Sordariomycetes, Diaporthales, Cryphonectriaceae.